Messenger RNA from Prunus avium (sweet cherry), 3397 nucleotides. Lineage: Eukaryota; Viridiplantae; Streptophyta; Magnoliopsida; Rosales; Rosaceae. The record is from RefSeq and is a predicted model, not a curated record.
ACUGAUGAGCACAAUCCUCCACUAAUUGACCCAGCAUUGACGGCACCUUUUUCCAGGUCAACCAUUGACCCAGCAAAUGAUUUUGAAGUCUCCAUCAGAGUGUUUUUCGACAUCCUUAAAGGAAAUGAACAUCCUCUAAUUAACUUGUCCUCAAAACCAGUGUUCAAACCGCGGGAACAGACCAACUUCUGAACCUCCAUCACAAAAUGACUAAACUCACCCAAACAUCUUCUCUCCACACCCAUCUCUGCUCCCUUCUCUUCCUCCCCCUCCUCCUCAUCAACCAUGCCAACUCUCAGUCAUUGCAAGACCAAGAACAAGCUGUCCUGCUAAAACUGAAGUCAUACUUGCAAUCUCCACCGUUCCUCAGCCAUUGGAUUCCAUCAACAUCAAACACUUCCCACUGUUCCUGGCCUGAGAUCACCUGCACAAACAACUCCGUCACCGGAUUGUCUCUGGUCAACAAGAACAUCACCCUACCAGUUCCACCUUUCAUUUGUGAUCUCAAGAAUCUCACACUCAUUGAUCUUAACCUCAACUAUCUCCCUGGAGAGUUCCCAAAAGCUCUCUACAACUGUUCAAAUCUACAGUACUUGAACCUCUCUCAAAACUCAUUUGUUGGCAAGAUUCCUGAUGAUAUCGACAGCUUGCCUCGGCUUCAAUACCUUGAGCUUGCCGGUAACUACUUUUCUGGUGACAUACCCGCGGCUAUUGGGCGGUUACAAGAGCUCAGGAACCUGCAGCUGCAUAUGAACAGCUUUAAUGGUUCCGUGCCACCAGAAAUAGGUAACUUGUCCAAUCUUAAACACCUAAAUCUCUCUUACAAUACAAAUCUUGUGCCAUGGAAUCUGCCUUCCAACUUCACCAAGUUGAAAAACUUGAAGAAUUUAUAUAUACGCCAAUCGAAUUUGACUGGAGAACUCCCCGGAACACUUGGAGAAAUGGCAGCACUGGAAGAAUUGGAUUUGGCAUACAACAGUUUAAAUGGGACAAUCCCAAGUGGUUUGUUUCUGUUGAAGAAUUUGAGUAUAAUCUAUCUCUUCAGGAACAGCCUGUCUGGGGAUGUACCUCAAGUGGUUGAAGCAUUGAACUUGAGUAUUAUUGAUAUUUCUGAAAACGAUUUAACAGGGCCAAUACCAGAAGAUUAUGGAAACCUCACCAAGUUAACAGAGUUAGCUUUGUUUUUAAAUGGUUUUUCUGGUGCGGUUCCAGCAAGCAUUGGCCGUCUACCAAAUCUCAAACAGUUCAGAGUGUUCAUCAAUAAUUUGUCUGGAACAUUGCCUCCAGACUUUGGAAGGUAUUCAGAGCUUGAAGGGUUUGAGGUUUCGGGGAAUAGGCUCACUGGCAAACUGCCAGACCAUUUGUGCAAUUGGGGUAAGCUGUCAACACUUGUAGCUUAUGAGAACAAUCUCACUGGGGAGUUACCAAGCUCUCUUGGAAAUUGCACUAGUUUAACAGAAGUGAAGGUUUAUGAUAAUGGAUUGUCUGGGAACAUUCCUAGUGGCAUGUGGACAGCACCAAACUUGGGUCAGGUGCUGAUGAGCAACAACUCUCUUACCGGUGAGCUUCCUGAGAAAAUAUCUCGGAAUCUUACACGGCUGGAAAUCAGAGAUAACAGACUUUCAGGUAACAUUCCAACCGGGGUGUCAUCCUGGAACUUGAAGGUUUUUGACGCCGGUAAUAACCUUUUUAACGGUACUAUCCCUCAGGAACUUACUGCUCUUCCUAGCUUAAUCACUCUUUCUCUUGAUCAGAAUCAGCUUACUGGCUUCCUUCCAUCAGAGAUUAUAUCAUGGAAAUCACUCAACACUCUUAAUUUCAGUCGAAAUCAACUCUCUGGACCAAUUCCAGAGAAACUUGGUCUUCUACCAGUCCUUACUGAACUGGACCUUUCAGAAAACCAACUUUCUGGCCAAAUUCCAGCUCUGCUUGGGCGUCUGAAUCUCAACCGUUUCAAUCUCUCUUCCAAUCACCUAUCUGGGAAGAUCCCAAUUAAAUUUGAGAAUCCUGUUUAUGUCAAAAGCUUCUUGGACAAUCGAGAUCUCUGUGCAACUAGCCCAUUAGCAAAACUCAAGAUAUGCAAGUCCAGCAAAAUUUUGAUCUUAACUUUCAGCAUACUUUUGUCCUUUUUGGCUUUGUCCUUAUCAUUCUUCAUGUCGAGUAACAUCUUGUUAGACUCUGAUUUUAAUGCAAAAAUAGCAGAUUUUGGUCUAGCCAAGAUGUUGGUCAAGCAAGGAGAACUUGCUACAAUUGUUGCUGGCUCCAUUGGCUACAUUGCUCCAGAAUGUGCUCAUACAAUACGAGUGAAUGAGAAGAUUGAUGUAUAUAGUUUUGGGGUCGUCCUUCUGGAGUUGACCACCGGAAGGGAAGCUAAUGAUGGCGACGAACACACUGCUCUUGCCGAAUGGGCAUGGCGCCAUGUUCAAGAAGACAAUCCUCUUGCCGAUGCUUUGGACAAGGACAUCAAAGAACCUUGGUACUUGGAUGAAAUGUGCUCCGUUUUCAGACUCGGCAUCUAUUGCACCGAGAAACUUCCUUCUGCUAGGCCUUCCAUGAAGGAGGUUCUGCAAAUCUUGCUCCGAUGCGGCCAUCCAAGAGUUCACAGAGAAAAGACUGAUUACGUUGGUGCUCCUCUGCUCAAGAAUUUGAAGCGCGAGCAGAUACUGGAAGACGGUGAUGGUAGUUUGGCAACAAAUGUUUGAAAGGCUUGGUUGAGUUCAACAAGAGGAAUUAGAAGUAAAUUUUGUUUAGUUUUUCACUUAUGCCCAUAGGUUAUAAAAACAAAGCUUUAAUUGAUGAUGGAAUUUAGAUCAAGGAAAUAAUGAAGGAAACAUAUUCUCUCCAACUGUUACUUGUAACUGAAAUUUUGUGCAUCUUCUUCUACGACAAAGAAAAGUUAAGUGUCAGGAGAACAACCCACCUACGCUAUGCCCCUUGUUUUCCAUUCAAAGGCAUUUUGUCACAAUCUGCAACUCUUCCUUCUGGUUGAAUUUUGUUUUCAUUUUUUUCCUUUCCUGUCUAUAUCAGUGAAAAACCAGACGUACCUGCCACUACUCUUGCCAUUCAUAAUUUUCGAGUGAACAUCCGGGACCAAAACUCUAAACUUUUGUUGGGUCAAAGUCUCCAUUAAACAAAGGCGUUCUUUGUUCACACUUCACAUUUUUCCAUUGGCCUCCUUCCGGAAAGCUUCAAUUGAAGUUUUUCCUUCUUGCCUUUCACGCACGUCGCAUUUGGCUUUAGCCUGGCUUGUUUGAUUACCUUACCUCAUCUUCUGCAGACUUUUCUGGUGCAGUCUGGUCCAUUAUCAAUGACCAUGCCUUCAGUCCAACGAUGGAGACUCAGAGAGGACCCCAUGACAAACCAAGGACUGACAGAGAGGAGCUUUGCCGCCAUAUAU